Molecule: messenger RNA, 5615 nt
Organism: Salvelinus fontinalis (brook trout)
Lineage: Eukaryota; Metazoa; Chordata; Actinopteri; Salmoniformes; Salmonidae
Gene: wdr27
Product: WD repeat domain 27
Exons: 25
Coding region: 137-2584 (815 amino acids)
Molecular function (GO): protein binding
Source: RefSeq, a predicted model, not a curated record
GACCCAUAUUGCAGGCUGUCGGUUGGUCUAGAAGGGUGUAGUGAGGAAUUUGCUAUAUUUAGCUAAUUUAGUUAGCUAGAGAUACAAUUAACCUGCAUUUAUUUUAAGAGUAACUACAUAGCUAGAAACGAUCACCAUGGAUGGUUGUGGGGAAGGCAGAGGGACCAACAGACUGAUGGUGGAAAAGCUAUCCUUGUCCUGUGAUAGACUGCUAUCUCACCUGCAGCUGGCCUGCUGUCCCUCUCACUGUGCCUCACCACUACAAGGCAAGGACCUGUUGAUACACUGUCUCCUGGACCCAGAGCUGAAGGCCCUGCGACUGACUGGUCACCAUGGAGACAUCUCUGCCAUGGUAUUUGGGACAGGUAGAGACCGUCUCCUGCUCUGCUCUGCCUCUGCAGAUUAUGUCAUAGUCUGGGACAUCCGGUGCUGCUACAGGAGAACUAGGGAGGGGGUAGUUGCGUCUGGUACAGUUAUUGGGACACUACUGGGCAAGGUAGUCCAUCUGUCAUUUUGUCCCUGUGAUGAGCGAGUGGCUGCAUGCUCAAGGGCGAAAGUAUACAUACUCAACUCCAAUAUAGAGGAAGUGUUGUCCGUGCUGGCUGGCCACCUGGGACCUUUGACAGCAGCUGAGUUCUGUCCAUGGAACAAAGACAUCCUGGUGUCCAUAUCAGAAGACCGCACAUUUAAGGUUUGGGGAUUAAAAAUGGAACAGAUUCUCUAUCAGUCUGCUGUAUUGUCAGCAUCUCCACUACUCAGUAUGUUGUUCUUGGAGAAGAGCAGGCAGCUUGUCACUGGUUCUGCUGAUGGACAGGUGUGGAGCUUCACUCUUCCUGAGGACCACAGAAGUCAUUUGGUGACCAAAUUGGACCUUCACAAGGUGCAACAACGACACCAAAGACACCUGGACACAGUGGCCCCACAGACUGGUGGUAUACUAGGAAUCACUCCAGACCCAGUGGAGACGGCAAAGCCAGUCCUCAGAAUUUGUGCUUAUCACAGGCGACUACCUGACAUUGAUCAUGGGCUGCAGAGCUGGGUGUGGAUUGGAAGCUCUGAUGGCCUCUACCUGCUUGACCUGGGCACCUCUGAGCUCCACAUGACACUACUUUUCAGAGACCACCCCAACUUGAGCAUCACCAUGGCUGGAUCAUGGGCCAUGUCCCAAGGACUGGAUAACAGCAUGAUCUUUGUGGUGACCUCUCUAUUUGAGGCCCUGGUGUCUGUAUUGGAGGUGAGACUGCUGGGGUCAGGGUCCGUGGACAACCUCUGUCAGCACCUGGAGGGGCUCUCCGUCAUGCCCAGUGCCCCUCUGAUGCCUGAAUCUCCUCUCAAUGCUGAGUGGAAAAAGAAGGGUCCUAAACCUCCCACAAAAACAGGGAAACGUGGUGUGAAGGAGCAGCCCCUAGUUUUCCACACACAGGUCAAGUCAUCAGGAUACACACAAUCUCCCCGAAUGACAAUGUUCUCACCCAAGACCAGUGUUCAGAAGAAGACCCCAGGACCUACAAAGACCAACAAGAAGAUAGGAUGUCUCGUUAGUGAUUACCCAGGAGACACUGCAGCACCCAGUGUCCCACACACUAACCUCAGCACAGUCAAAACCCCUACACCAGUUUACUGUACCCAAUACUCAGGAGAUGGAAAGCAGAUUCUGUGUGGUCUGGGAGACAGAUCUGUAUUGUUGUACAAGUCCUCCCUCACUGGCACUCCAGCUGUUUACACAGGUCAUGACAAGGCAGUGAGCAGUGUGGCCUGGAGUCACAGCAGACAGUGGUGGCUGAGUGCCUCAGAAGACAGGACCCUCCGCAUCUGGCCCACUGGAAGUCCUGAGCCUGCCGUUACCAUGGGGGGUGAUGAGAAGUUCUCCAAAACCAUCCGGGGGGCUCAGUUCUACUACCUGGAUAAGUUCCUGUUACUGGCAUCUGGUCCCUCCCUACACCUCUACCUGUAUCACCUGGACAACACACAGGACGACAUUAAAAGGUACCAGCAGAGGAGUGCCAUCAAACUGACUAGAUGUUUAGAGACAAAGUCAGGAACAGACAUCACUGCUGUGUCAGUCAUCAAUGACUUCUACUCCUACAUAGUGCUGGUGAGUGGUGCUGACCGCUCCAUCCAGGUGUUGGACAUGAACACAGGGACAGUGGCCUCACAGCUCCCUGAUGCCCACAGCAGAGCUGUCCAUCACAUCACACAGAACAAGGGCUCUAUGUUCAGUAGCCAGACUCCAGACUCCUACAACCUCUUCCUGACCAGCGCAGUGACUGACGGAGUUAAGCUGUGGGACCUGAGGACACUCAGGUGUGUGCGGCGGUAUGAGAACCACUUGAAUCGCUGUCAUCCCUGCACCGCAGCCUUUUCACCCUGUGGACGAUUCAUUGCUUCUGGCUCUGAAGACAACUGUGCCUAUGUGUAUGACAUCCGCAGCAGCAGCUACCUCCACAAGCUCGAGAGACACUCCGACACCAUCCUCAACGUGACCUUUAACCCUGCUACACCCGAGCUGCUGACCGGGACUCUGGACGGGAGGCUGAGUCUGUUCCGCCCUGGCAACGCCGCCAUCAGGGUCGCCCUGUCAUGACAACGGGCUGGUUCCCAUUACGACAGGCAAGCGCAUUCAAACAUUUGAAAGAAAGCAAAUGAUAUAUGAACCCAGGUCUGGACCUGACGAUGACGCUUGUGUUAUUUACACCAUACUGUAAUGGGGACCAACGGGCCUCGUUAGCUAGAGAGCUUCCUUUUAUCCCAUUGGCUGUGAUCUCACAGUGAGGCUUUACAGAGGGAUGGAUGCCAGGGCCUGGAGAGUUACAGCAGUAUUACUGAGACCCAGGGGCCACAGUGACAUCACCAUCUGACUGCACCGCUCAGCAGCCUGCGAGUCUGACACGCAGACGUUACUACAUACUAACACAUCCAUCCACAUGUACAGAUGUAUUUACAUUAGAAUGGAGACACACACACACACACACACACAGACCUAGACAGAAAGAAAAGACUGGUAUGUUCAGUACAGUACCAUAUAUCACCUAUAUCCCAACAGUACAGUAGGUGAAAUUUGAAUAUUCAAGAUUAAACUGAUUUGAAUGCAUACAGAAUGCUUAACUGUUUUUGUGCUUCUUACUGUCCUUCUGCAUUCCACACUAGCAGUAGCAGUACGAGGAUUUCUUCCAUAGUUCUGGCAAUUAGGCCUACUGCUCAGAUAACAUAUUUCUCCCUCCCUCUCCCUGUUGCUGAUGGUUUGAACAUACGCUUAGUGUAUAAAACGUUAGGAAUGUCUUUCCAUGACAUCCAGGUGAAAGAUAUGAUCCCUUAUCGAUGUCACUUGCAACUCAAUAUCAGGAAGGUGGUCAUAAUGUUUGGUAUACUCAGCGUAUGGGGAAUGUACUGUUCUGUACUGUCUGGAUGGAACAAUAUGUACGGUGGAGACAGUCAGGGUACUGUAGACCGGAGGACAUCCACUAGUGUUCUUGGCCACUAAGAGGGAACCAAUAUGGCAUUCAGUUUUUUUAUAGACUUUUUAAGGAUUAGGCAAAAGAUCAAUAGUCGGGUCUCGGUUCCUGUCAAGCCAAGUUAGUUUCAGUAACUUGUAGGGAAAGGACAAGUGGUGGUGGAACUCAAUAUCGAUGUGAGGAUAACAGUUGAAGAGGUAGGAAACAUCUGGGAAGAGAGCCACAGGGGCCCACCUCAAUGACACGCUAACUGUAGCAUUAUCUCCCACACACACACAUACCCACACACAAAGGUUCUGGACUCUAGCUGGGCCAUGUCAAUCACAACGAAGAGGAACAGACCUAGUUUCUGCCCAGCAACAAAAACUGACUGAUUGUUUAUCUUAACAUACAAGGAGAGGAUCUCUGCCUAGUCGAGGGGUGUAAAUAUAUGCUGUGUGACUUGUAUGUUAUGUUAUGCAUUCAGUAUGGGUAAAUAAAUCUAGUCUAAGCUUCCUUUGGUGUCCGACUGGAUUUGUACCAGAACUUAGAACCUAACAGAACAGAUAGAAAAGUCUAGAAAGUGCUAACCCUGCCCAACUGGUGCUCUUGGCAUUUUAACACAAAUGCUUAAAGUAUUUGAAAGAUUUCGAAUUGUAUUUCAACCCAAGUCUGUUCUCAAUGCAAUGCAUAUUCUGACUGUUCCUAAUCAAGACCUGAACUAUCUAUGGCACUCAACCCCUUUACUUGGCAUGAGGCAGAGUCAGCGUUUUCUCUUGAUACUCUUUGUUUUCAGUUUUAUAGUGAGACAAUAACGUACCAGUGUCCAUCUUUUCAGACUUUAUAGCCAUCUGUAGUUCAUAGUGAAAAUGCCAUAAUGGGAUGACGAGUGAUCCUAUUCAUGCUUUUACUUGAUGCCCCAUGCAAAGACACUCUGGGGCAACACAGUGCUUUAUUCAUCUGAAGUAUCUUUAUAAGUAUGUUUUGUAAAUACAGUUUAUAAGUUCUGUAAGGUUGACAAGCAUCCUAAACUUGUUAUACGCACUCUAUCUUAGCUACAUCUAUAAAUACAACAUUUACUGGGAAUUUACGGGGGAACGGUAAAUGGGAUGGUUUGAAUAUUGUUAUAGUAAAUAGCUUACGGUAUGCCGUUGGAAAUAUAUUUAAACAAUACAGUAAGUAGUGUCUUAAUCAUGUUGCUAUCACUUUCAAGCACGGAACAUGGCCAGUAAACAACAUUAUACUGGAUGUACAGUUGAAGUCAGAAGUUUACAUACACCUUAGCCAAAUACAUUUACACUCAGUUUUUUCACAAUUUCUGAUAUUUAAUCCUAGUAAAAAUUCCCUGUCGUAGUUCAAUUAAUAUCACCACUUGAUUUUAAGAAUGUGAAAUGUCAGAAUAAUAGUAGAGACAAUUAUUUAUUUCAGCUUCUAUUUCUUUCAUCACAUUCCCAGUGGGUCAGAAAUGUACAUACACUCAAUUAGUAUUUGAUAGCAUUGCCUUUAAAUUGUUUCACUUGGGUCAAACGUUUCGGGUAGCCUUCCACAAGCUUCCCACAAUAAGUUGGGUGAAUUUUGGCCCAUUCCUCCUGACAGAGUUGGUGUAACUGGGUCAAGUUUGUAGGCCUCUGCUCGCACACGCUUUUUAAUCUCUAGGAGACAGAACGCGUCUCCUUCCUGAGCGGCAUGACGGCUGCGUAGCCCCAUGGUGUUUAUACUUGCGUACUAUUGUUUGUACAGAUGAACGUGGUACCUUCAGGUGUUUGGAAAUUGCUCCCAAGGAUGAACCAGACUUGUGGAUUUUUUUUCUGGGGUCUUGGCUGAUUUCUUUUGAUUUUCCCAUGAUGUCAAGCAAAGAGGCGUUGAGUUUGAAGGUAGGCCUUGAAAUACAUCCACAGAUACACCUCCAAUUGACUCAAAUGAUGUCAAUUAGCCUAUCAGAAGCUUCUAAAGCCAUGACAUAAUUUUCUGUAAUUUUCCAAGCUGUUUAAAGGCACAGUCAACUUAGUGUAUGUUAACUUCUGACCCACUGGAAUUGUGAUAUAAUCUGCCUGUAAACAACUGUUGAAAAAAUUACUUGUGAUAUUCACAAAGUAGAUGUCCUAACCAACUUGCCAAAACUAUAGUUUGUUAACAAGAAAUUUGUGGAGUGGUUGAAAAAUGAGUUUUAAUGACUCCAACCUA